Messenger RNA from Hypanus sabinus (Atlantic stingray), 2041 nucleotides. RefSeq names its product zinc finger protein 16-like. NCBI's taxonomy places the organism in Eukaryota, Metazoa, Chordata, Chondrichthyes, Myliobatiformes, Dasyatidae. Gene Ontology annotation, cellular component: nucleus. The coding region runs from base 853 to 1806 and encodes 317 amino acids. The record is from RefSeq and is a predicted model, not a curated record. The transcript has 4 exons.
UUCCUGGGCUAGUCCGUGCUGUUUUUUUCGUUCUUUGUGAAAGCGGGUCGGCGGUGAGAUCGGGAUGCGGAGGGGGGGUUCUCGCCGUCUUGGACGGGGUGCCGGAGACGGAUUAUUCUCUGAGGGGCAACACCAAAAAUUUUCUUUCGAGUGUUGGGAGCUGGACCCUCUGCCUGGGGUGGGAGACCCCACUAGUCACGUGAUCCUGUUUACCCCUCCGAUUUAUCCACAGAUGUACAAUAUCUUCAUGCAUGCUCACUGUUUCCGGCUUCAUUAUCUUUGAUGUUAAAGUUAGACAUGUGAUGAGAGAUUUAUUGGAAGAAAAUCCCCGAAUGGAAGCAAACCAUGACUGAAGUCGAGUAAAACAGCCCAAGGAUUGAGAACAUCAACUGGAGAGAAUCCAACUGACUUGGAGAUUCCAUUGAUAUAGUCAGGAGAAAGUUUGGUUAAAAAUGACAAGGAAUUUGUCUAUGGAAAUUCAAACAUAGCACCCCAGUUUUGCUGUCUCGGUCUAGAUAUUUAAGAAGUGGAGCAAGGGAUUUACUCGAUCAUCCUUCCUGCUCAUACUGUGGAGAGGGAUUCACUUGGUCAUCUGACUAACUGGCACGCCCAUCAUUUUACACAGGGGAAAGGCCAUUCACCUGCUCAGACAGUGGGAGUGCAUUCACUCGGUCAUCUCAACUGAAGGUACUUAAGCAAGUUCACACUGGGACAAGGCCAUUCACCUGUUCUGUGUGUGAGAAGGGGUUCAGUCGGUCAUCCCACCUGUGGACACACCAGUCAGAUCACACUGGGCAAAGGUUGCUCAACUGCUGAAUUUGUGGGAAAGUAUUCACUCAGUCAUCUGAUCUAAUGGCUCACCAGCAAGUUCACACUGGAGAGAGGCCAUUCACCUGCUCAGACUGUGGGAAGGGAUUCACCCGGUCAUCUCACCUAUUGAGACACCAGACAGUUCACACUAGGCAGAGGCCAUUUACCUGCUCAGACUGUGGGAAGGGAUUCACUCGGUCAUCCCAUCUGAAGGUACAUCAGUUAGUUCACACUGGGGAGAGGCCAUUCACCUGCUCAGACUGUGGGAAGGGAUUCACUCAGUCAUCACACCUAUUGAGACACCAGACAGUUCACACUGGGGAGAGGCCAUUCACCUGCUCAGAAUGUGAGAAGGGAUUCAUUCGGUCAUCUGACCUACUGGUACAUCAGCGAGUUCACACUGGGGAGAGGCCAUUCACCUGCUCAGACUGUGGGAAGGGAUUCACUCAGUCAUCACACCUAUUGAGACACCAGACAGUUCACACUAGGCAGAGGCCAUUCACCUGUUCAGACUGUGGGAAGGGAUUCACUCGGUCAUCCCAUCUGAAGGUACAUCAGUUAGUUCACACUGGGGAAAGGCCAUUCAGCUGCUCAGUCUGUGGGAAGAGGUUCACUCGGUCAUCCAACCUGAAGUUACAUCAGCGAGUUCACACUGGAGAGAGGCCAUUCACCUGCUCAGACUGUGGGAAGGGAUUCACUCAGUCAUCUAAACUGAAGUUACAUCAGUUAGUUCACACUGGGGAGAGGCCAUUCACCUGCUCAGAAUGUGAGAAGGGAUUCAUUCGGUCAUCUGACCUACUGGUACAUCAGCGAGUUCACUCUGGGGAGAGGCCAUUCACCUGCUCAGAAUGUGGGAAGGGAUUCACUCGGUCAUCUGACCUACUGCAACAUCAGCGAGUUCACACUGGGGAGAGGCCAUUCACCUGCUCAGAAUGUGGGAAGGGAUUCACUCGGUCAUCUGAGCUACUGAGACACCAGUCAGUUCACACUGGGUAGAGGCUGAUCACCUACUUAGACUCUGGGAGGAGAUUCUCUCGGUCAUCUCACCUUUAUGUGCAUCAUUGAGUUCACACUGGGGAGAGGCCGUUCAACUGCUGUGAAUGUGGGGAAGGAUUCACUCUGUAAUCUAACCUUGUGACACACUGCCAGGUUCAGACUGGAGAGAAACUUUCAAUAAGCUGCAUGCUGCAUAUUUGUUCAUCACCAUUGCUAAAUGUAAUUUCAAGAGUGA